Antechinus flavipes (yellow-footed antechinus) is the source of this 7437-nucleotide messenger RNA. RefSeq names its product lysine demethylase 2B (gene KDM2B). Gene Ontology annotation, molecular function: DNA binding; histone demethylase activity; protein binding. Bases 739 to 4698 code for a protein of 1319 amino acids. The record is from RefSeq and is a predicted model, not a curated record. NCBI's taxonomy places the organism in Eukaryota, Metazoa, Chordata, Mammalia, Dasyuromorphia, Dasyuridae. The transcript has 22 exons. Gene Ontology annotation, biological process: regulation of transcription by RNA polymerase II; protein demethylation.
UCUAAAACCGGGGGGCAGGCACGAGGGACGGGCUGAGCAAAGGCUGGGAGCCUAGAGAUGGGAUAUCCUGGGAUAGAUGUGGGAGGGGGGGAGGGAUGCAGCCGGGAAGGGGAGGCUCCAGGUCUGGGGGUGGGGGUGCUCCAGUAGUCUGCCCCUCCCUUCCCGCCUCCCCCCCUCCCGGCUGCAGCAACCCAGGGGCCAACGGAACCCUCAGAAGUCCCCGCAGCCCUCGGCGGCGGCGCAGGCGUGCUGCCUGCUGCACACUCGUGACCCGACCACCAAACCCAGCAAUGGGAAGCCAGUAGCUGCGCCCGCCCGCCCGGUGCAUUCCGGGCUCUCUCUCCCGCGGCAGCCUCAGCCUCCGCCCCCGCCCGGCCGAAUUCUCACCCCCCCCCCUCCGCUCUCUGCCCCCGCCCCCGCCCUUCCCGGCCGAGCCUCCCUGCUCCGAACGCGAUCGGCAACAAUGUUUACGUUCCGGGGAUUAUGACGUCGCCGCCCUCCUCCUCCCCCCCCUCCCCAGUGAAAAUGGUUUCCUAGGACUUUGCAAAACGGAUCUCCCCAAAGUGUUGGUGCAAAAAACUUUGUAGAUCUCGGCUGGGGCUUUUUUUUUUUUCGGCUUCUUUUUCUUUCAGAUUCUGUUUUUGUUUUGUUUCCUUCGGUCCUUCUUCCUUCCCCCUCGGGGCCAAAAUGCAGGGGGCAGGAGUGUUGCCAAUUAAUUGGUGAACUCUCCCAAAAAAAAUGGAGGCAGAGAAAGGCUCUGGACGAAGAUUGCGUUCAAUCAACCGUCAGGGGUAUGACGAGAAUGAGGAUUCCUCGGACGUGGAGGAGAUUGUGAGCGUCAGGGGCUUCAGCCUGGAGGAGAAAUUACGCAGCCACCAGUAUCGGGGGGACUUCGUGCGAGCCAUGGACGGCAAAGAUUUCAACUUUGAGUACGUACAGAGAGAAGCCUUGAGAGUGCCUUUGGUCUUCCCAAACCCCGAUGGACUAGGAAUUAAGAUGCCCGACCCUGAUUUUACCGUCCGGGAUGUCAAACUCCUAGUGGGGAGCCGGCGACUGGUGGAUGUGAUGGACGUCAACAGCCAGAAGGGCACGGAGAUGAGUAUGUCCCAGUUCGUGCGCUACUAUGAGAUGCCUGAAAACCAACGGGAGAAAUUGUACAAUGUCAUCAGCCUCGAGUUCAGCCACACCAAGCUGGAGAACCUGGUCAAGCGGCCCAAUGUGAUCGACUUGGUGGACUGGGUAGACAACAUGUGGCCCCAGCACCUGAAAGAGAAGCAGACGGAGUCUACCAAUCUCAUUGCAGAGAUGAAGUACCCCAAGGUUAAGAAAUACUGUCUGAUGAGCGUCAAAGGCUGCUUCACGGACUUCCAUAUCGAUUUUGGAGGUACAUCUGUGUGGUACCACGUCUUCCGGGGCAAGAAGAUAUUCUGGCUGAUCCCCCCCACUUGGCACAACUUGGAACUUUAUGAAGAGUGGGUACUCUCAGGAAAGCAGAGCGAUAUCUUCCUGGGAGACCGAGUUGAACAAUGCCAAAGAAUUGAGCUGACCCAGGGCUACACGUUUUUUAUCCCUUCCGGCUGGAUCCAUGCUGUCUACACGCCUGUAGAUUCCCUGGUUUUUGGCGGAAACAUCCUGCAUAGCUUUAAUGUGCCCAUGCAGCUGCGCAUCCAUGAGAUAGAGGACAGAACGCGGGUACAGGCCAAAUUCCGGUACCCUUUCUACUAUGAGAUGUGUUGGUAUGUUUUGGAGAGAUACGUACACUGCGUGACCCAGCGUUCCCACCUCUCUCAGGAGUACCAGAGAGAAUCAAUGCUCAUUGAUGCCUCGAGAAAACCCAGUGUAGACGGCUUCUCAUCUGAUUCUUGGCUGGAGAUGGAUGAGGAAUCCUGUGAGUUGCAUCCCCAGGAGGAGGAAAAGGAAAAGAAAGAAAAGGAGGAGAAAGAGAAGGAAGAGAAGGAAAAGGAGAAGGAAGGGAAGAAGGAAGAGAGGGAGAAGGAUGAUAGCGUGGACAGAGUACCUAAGCCGUUGGCCCCAGUGGUCCCCCCCCUCCUGCCCGUCCUGCCCGUCCUGCCCAUCCCGCCCAUCCCGCCCAUGCCGCCCAUCCCGCCCAUCCUGCCCUUCCUGCCCCCCAAUGCCACCGCCUCUCCUACCAGCAUCCCCUCGGAGGGCCAGGAGGCCGCCAUGAAGAAGCCCAAAGCAGCCGCCAUGCGGUACCUCAAAAGGACUUUGUCCAAUGAGUCAGAUGAGAGCGUCAAAUCUGCCAUGACCACAGAUUAUCCCAAAACCCCGACAGGCUCCCCCGCCACAGAAGUCUCCACCAAGUGGACUCACCUCACAGAGUUUGAACUGAAGGGUCUGAAAGCGCUAGUCGAGAAACUUGAAUCUCUUCCGGAGAAUAAGAAAUGUGUCCCCGAGGGGAUUGAGGACCCCCAGGCACUUCUGGAGGAUGUGAAGAAUGUCCUGAAGGAGCAUGCUGAUGAUGAUCAAAGCCUGGCGAUCACUGGCGUGCCUGUGGUCACGUGGCCCAAGAAGACAACAAAGAACCGCGCGGUGGGUCGGCCCAAGGGGAAGCUGGGCCCAGCCUCGGCAGUGAAGUUGGCCGCCAACCGGACGACAGCAGGGGCGCGCCGGCGACGGACGAGAUGCCGCAAGUGCGAGGCCUGCCUGCGGACCGAGUGUGGCGAGUGUCACUUCUGCAAGGACAUGAAGAAGUUUGGGGGGCCCGGGCGCAUGAAGCAGUCGUGUAUCAUGAGACAGUGCAUCGCGCCAGUGCUGCCCCACACCGCCGUGUGCCUGGUGUGCGGCGAGGCGGGGAAGGAAGACACGGUGGAGGAGGAGGAGGCCAAGUUUAACCUCAUGCUCAUGGAGUGCUCCAUUUGCAACGAAAUCAUCCACCCCGGAUGCCUUAAGGUGAAGGAGUCGGACGGCGUGGUCAACGAUGAGCUCCCCAACUGCUGGGAAUGUCCCAAGUGCAAUCACGCCGGCAAGACUGGGAAACAAAAGCGCGGCCCCGGGUUCAAGUACGCCUCGAACCUGCCCGGCUCGCUGCUGAAGGAGCAGAAGAUGAACCGGGACAACAAGGAGGGGCUGGACUUGGCCAAGCGCAGAGGGGAGUGUGAGGAGGCCGCCCGGCGCAAGUCUGAGGAGCACGCCAAGAAGCUGCCCGCGGACGCGAUCCUCCGCAGGAAGUCGGACGAGGUUCAUCUGAGGAGGAAGCGGAAAUUUGAGAAGCCCCAGGAAUUAAACACUCGGAAGCGGCUCAAGCUCGGCAAGGAGGAGAAGCUUUUCAGGAAAAAGCGGCGAUCCUGGAAGAACGCCGAGGACCGCGGAGGACUGGCCCCCAAGCCCCCGCGGCGCUUCAAGCAGGAGCCCGAGGAAGACCUGCCCGAGGCGCCCCCCAAGAACAAGGAGAGCGAUCAGUCCAGGUCCAGCUCCCCGACUGCGGGGCCCAGCACCGAGAGCGCCGAGGGCCCCGACAAGAAGAUGAAGGUGCGCCGGAAGCGACGGUUCCAAAACAAGGAGCUGAGCAAGGAGCUGAGCAAGGAGCUGAACCAGGAGAUCCAGAAGACCGAGAACAGCCUCGCCAACGAGAACCACCAGCCCAUCAAGUCGGAGCCGGAGAGCGAGAACGAGGAGCCGAAGCGCAUGUUGGCGAUGGGGGAGCGGCCCCCCCGCUUCAGCAAGGGCCUCAACGGGGCCCCCCGCGAGCUGCGGCACCCGCUGGUGCCCAGCCUGCGCAGCCCGCCCCGCAUCCCGGCGCGGCCCCCGCCGUCCCUGUCCCCACCCAAGUGCAUCCAGAUGGAGCGGCACGUCAUCCGCCCGCCGCCCAUCAGCCCCCCGCCAGACUCGCUGCCCCUGGAUGACGGCGCCGCCCACGUCAUGCAGCGCGAAGUCUGGAUGGCCGUGUUCAGCUACCUCAGCCACAGUGACCUCUGUGUCUGCAUGCGGGUCUGCAAGACCUGGAACCGCUGGUGCUGUGAUAAGCGGUUAUGGACCAAAAUUGACUUGAACCACUGCAAAUCCAUCACCCCGCUGAUGCUCAGUGGGAUCAUCCGCCGACAGCCCAUUACCCUGGACCUCAGCUGGACCAACAUCUCCAAGAAGCAGCUCAGCUGGCUCAUCAACAGGCUGCCUGGGCUCCGGGACCUGCUGCUGUCCGGCUGCUCCUGGAUCGCGGUCUCUGCCCUGUGCAGCUCCAGCUGUCCUCUGCUGCGAACACUGGACGUGCAGUGGGUGGAAGGACUCAAGGACGCCCAGAUGCGGGACCUCUUGUCCCCGCCCACAGACAACCGACCAGGCCAGAUCGACAAUAGGAGCAAGCUCCGCAACAUUGUGGAACUGCGCCUCGCCGGGCUGGACAUCACGGACGCUUCCCUGCGGCUCAUCAUCCGCCACAUGCCCCUGCUCUCCAAGCUGCAUCUCAGUUACUGUAACCACGUCACCGACCAGUCCAUCAACCUGCUGACCGCAGUGGGGACGACCACCAGGGAUUCCUUAACAGAAAUUAACUUAUCAGACUGCAAUAAGGUUACUGACCAGUGCCUGUCCUUCUUUAAACGUUGUGGAAAUAUCUGUCAGAUUGACCUAAGGUACUGUAAACAGGUGACCAAGGAAGGCUGUGAGCAGUUCAUAGCCGAGAUGUCGGUGAGCGUCCAGUUUGGGCAAGUGGAAGAAAAACUCCUACAGAAACUGAGUUAGUCCAAGGACAGGUGUGUAAAUAGUGGGCUGGGGAGGGGGGAAGGAGAGGGGGAAAAUGACUUUCAUUUCAGAAUACAUGGGGAUUUUAUUUUACACUUGGAACUGGACUCGCAGACAAGAGCAAAGAUCCCGUUUUACAAGCCCUAACGAUCGAUUGAUCCCGGAAAGGACCGAGUUCACCUCCCAUCUUGUGAACGCCCAAUGCACGCAUGGCCAGCCGGGGCACUCUGCACUCCCUGGCUUCUGUGAUGAUUCCUAAGAGAUAUUCACAGCUGGGGGGCUGGGGGUUGGGGGGAGGGAGGGAAGGACAGACUGUUGAGAUAUUAUUUAAAUUACCGGAGCAUGAGCUUGGAAGUGUACAUUUUUUUAAUUUCUACUCCUUUUUCCCAUGGUGACCCCUUCCCCCUGCCAAGUUUUUAGUAUCUUUCCAAUGGACCACAAGCUGCAUUUCUGCCACCUCGACCCAUCCUUUGUUUUGUUUUGUUUUUGUUACAUGAUACAUGAUGCAGAACUAUUUUUGUACAAAUUGUUUAAAGGUUAUUUAUGCAACAUUUGAAUGCACACCAGUGUUGUUUUUCGUUUUUGAUUUUGGUUUGGGAUUGCCAACAUUUAUGGUUUACUUAAGGUAGGAGAGAACUUCACCUAUACUUCAUAGAUAAUAUUCCAUCAGCAGAUGUGUCCAGGUCUGACCAAGCAGGCUCACACUUUCAAUUUAAAAGCAUGUUUGAAUGGGAGUUUAUAUCCUGCUUGUAUCCUUCAGAAGUGACAUAAGCAUGUUGUGGAAAAACGGUGUCAAUUAUAGUUGAAGACAGACAUUCGGCCAACUUUUCUCUGUAUAGAAUUCACCUUUUUCCCUCAAAAAUUUUCCAAUUCCAAUUUCAGCUUUUGCACAUAGGAGAUUUUUGCUCCAGCAUGAGCUCUUGUUAUUCUAUAGACCUAAUUUAUACAGUGAGUCAAGCCACAGAAUAAAUGGUCAAACAUAGUCUCUUUUUUCUCCUUUCCUUUGCAAUGUGAGUUGAGUUCUUGGUUCAGGUUUUCUGCCAUGCUUCUUUCCUUAUUGUACAAUUAUGCAUUCGUAAGUGCCAUUGUUGUAAGGUGGUGUUUUCAUAGCCCUUCCCAAUGAAGUUUUACCUUUGAGUUUGUAUAAACAAUUGUACAAAAGACAACACCACAAGCCUUUGAGGGUUUCUGUUCUAGGUGGGAAAGAACUGGUUUGGAGGGCAGACUCAUUGACCGAGUCAUGAGAGAGCAAGUACCAUUGAAAACAGGAAUAGCCUCUAGUUCCUAGUAACAGAUGACUCUUAUAGGCUUAUUAGAUGGAGCUGGAAGGGAUGAGGCCAUCUGUCAAGGAGGCCGAGUGGUCCAGAGUCCUCAUUUGGAUGGGAGGCAAAAAUGUCUGCCUUUUGGUUCAUUUCUCUACUAGAUGGGGAGAGGGAACCUCAAACAUUUCUAAAUGGUUCCAAUAAAACAAGUAGCCUCAUUUAAUUAAGAUGGGUCCGGAUCUAAUAUGGGGUUUAACAAAUCGUGUCUUGAGGUUAGACAGACUCAGGUAGCUAUCAUUCAAUAGAGCUGGAGAGCUCCAUCCAGGUUCAGACUUAGGGAGACUUGAUUGUUCCUUUCAGAGAAUCAGUUGAUCUCUUCAAUCUGGAACUUUGCCUCAGUUGCCAGAGGUAGGAAGGUUAUCAAUACUGAAUUCGUGUUAGGAAAUCUGGGUCACUGGCUUGCUAGACCAGCGACCAUGAACAAGGCUUACUUUCUGAGCCUCAGUUUGGGCUCUACAAUCUACUUCUCAUGCUUGGGGUAGUAUUCUUUGGAGACAUCAUGCAGAGGUACAUGGCACUUGUUUCCAUCACACUUAAGCCAUUUUUCAGUACCCAUUGUUGGAUAACCCUACCUUAUCAGCAGCUGCUUUGAUGUGCGGCAUGGUCAAGCGUGUCUAUAUCAGCUUUUUGUUUGUGAAAUAAAAAUGGUAAACUGAGACUUAGAUUGCUAUGUUGGUAGUGGAGAAUUCCCUCUUAUCUGUAUGUAGCAGAUGACAAAACUGGGGUCCUGCUGACAUGAAAUCGAGCCUCUUUCUCUUUGUACAUGGUGCCAUUUGCAGCUCCUUGAAUAUUAGUUUGGAAACUAGUUUGUUCCUUAAGGGCCAUCCAUUCCUUCAAUAGCAACUGUAAAGAAUUCUUUGUACAACAUACCCAAUGAGCAACUUAACCUUUAUUUAAAACUCUGCAAUGAGAGAGAUCCCAUCAGUUCCAGAGGAAGCCUAUCAAUCCCAUCUCAACCGUUCUAAUUACAAGGGUCUUAUUUAAGAGCCCAAGUUUUCCCUUUUGUAACUUCCAUCUGCCCCUCACUUUAUCCUGUGAGGUCAAACAGAACAGACUGAAUCUAUCUUCCAUGUGGCAGCUCUUUAGAUUGUUGAAGGCUGUUCUGAGCCCAGAGGCUCAGCACAUCUCUACUUCUCAUGCAAUUUGAUAUCGAGGUUCUUCACUAGAUACUCUGCAACUCACUGACGGCUUUUCUAUCACAUGGUGCUUAGGGUUGAACUCAGUAUUCCAGAUGUGUGACCGGUUGGUUCCUGCAGGACUUGGACAUUGUGCUUCUCAAUGUAGUCAUCACACUGUGGAAUUUAAGCUUUCAAGGCCACUAAAAGCUCCAGAUCUUUCAGACUGUUAUCUAGCAAUUCCCAUGAUGUAUCGAAGUUGAAUGACAUUUGUUCUUAUUAAAAGUGUACAUUUUAUUCUG